CAGCUGAGACUUGAUCCUGGGAGCUGUCAGGACGCUAAAACAGCUCCACCUCAGCGAGCUCGUUAGUGGCCAGGUAGCUGGCAGGGAGAGCUCAGACCCCACUAAUUCCUCUUUGAGCGCUGUGCACCGCUGCCACAGCUGCCACAGCUGUUUGCUGGUGCGUCAUAACAGCUGAGGUGUCCAUCUGCCUGGGUGGGCCCUUUUCUUUUUUGUCGCGAAAGCUCCUCCCCUCCCAGGCCACCAGCCUCUCUCAACUCCCCGAUCCCGCACCGCACCUCUUCCCGACGACCACUGCCGCCACGAGGAUCACACAUACGGCGGCGCUGCUCGUCUGGUCUUCCACUGCGCAUUCGUCGCGAUCCAUCAUUUUCCAUUUGUUUGACGUCCGCUUCUCUCCUGUCUUUUCUGCCCCCCCCGCCCCCCGGUCCCUUAAAUUGGGUCAUGCCGCUUUGAGCACGGCACGUGUCCGCAUCAUCUUUCGCCAUGGUCUCCUUCUGGCCCUGGAGGCGUGACGACGACUCCCCCGCCUCCUUCGAGAAGACCCUUUCCGCGCUAUCCACCAAGAUCACAGACACCCAAGCGAGACUCGAUGGCGCGCGAGCCACCUCCCGUCGCAUCAGGGUGCUCUGGUCCCUCUACCUCGCCUUUGCCUACCUCGUCUACUCCAUCGUCAUCUUCCUCGUGGUAGGAUGGAACGACAUGGGCGCCUCGGAAUGGACCGGCGUCGCUGGAGGCCCCCUCCUCAUCUACCUCACGCGAACUACCAUCACGGCCGUGUUCAACUACCGCAUCGAUUCUCUCGCCGCUCGCCUCAUGGACCAGCAGGCCGAGCGCGCAAAGACGAUCCAAAAGCUCAAGGACGCCACAAGGUACAACUCCACCCUGGAACUCCUCGAAAAGUACGGAGGCGAUGAAGGCAAGAGCAAGAACAAGAAGCAGAAUGCUGGAGAGGACGACAAGAAGCCGCUACAGCAGCAGCAGCAGCAGCAAGGCGGCAGGCAACAUGAAGGUGCCGUACCAGGCGGCAGGACGAACAUGGCGCCUCCGCCCACCGCCAAUAUCCAACGCCGCGACGGUCCCCCGCCAGGCUUCCAAGCCGGACGUCCCCCGCAGCCGUCCAACAGCCUCGAACCCACCGAAGAAUUCGCGCCAAACGCAUACGCUCACCCGCCCCCGCCGCCCCCUCAAUCGCAGCAGUUUGCGCAAGCCGAGGGAACGCCGGGCUCGUCGCACUGGUACGACCGCAUCAUGGACCUCCUCCUAGGCGAAGACGAGACGGCGUCCAAGAACAGAAUCGCCCUCAUCUGCAAGAAUUGCAGGCUGGUCAACGGUCAGGCCCCACCGGGCACAAAGGUCCUCUCAGAUAUCGGCACGUGGAAGUGCAUGGGCUGCGGGGCCACGAACGGCGAAAUGGAGGAGGGAAAACGCAUCAUGCAGGAGGUCCUCGGCUCGCGGGGGGAUGUUCCCACGGGUGAAGAGUUUAAGGAGUCUGAUGAGGAGGUUUCUAGCGUGUCGAUCAAGGAGGAAGAUUCUGAUGAGCAAGCUGCCGGCGCGAAGACGACGGGGCGACAGGGCGGGUCGGCGGCAGCGAAGAAGCGGAAGGGCAAGGGUGGUGGUAGGUGAAAAAAUAAAAGCGAUUUGCCGUGAUGGGGAACCGCUGCUGGCUAGGUUCAGCCGACUAUUUCAUACCAUAAUUGCAGCUCACAAAAGUAGAAAAUAUUGACA
This is a messenger RNA of Colletotrichum phormii, 1725 nucleotides long. RefSeq lists its product as uncharacterized. Gene Ontology annotation, biological process: endoplasmic reticulum tubular network organization. The record is from RefSeq and is a predicted model, not a curated record. Gene Ontology annotation, cellular component: endoplasmic reticulum tubular network. The transcript has 3 exons. NCBI's taxonomy places the organism in Eukaryota, Fungi, Ascomycota, Sordariomycetes, Glomerellales, Glomerellaceae. The coding region runs from base 484 to 1623 and encodes 379 amino acids.